CCUCCCACUGAAGCUUCAGCAGAAGGAGGAGGAGGAGGAGGAGCUUUACCUGGGGCUAAGAUGGAGCUGCAGGCGCUUCCCUGGUACCGGAGGACACCCCUUUGGAUCCUCAUCAGGAUGGCUAAAGGGGACCCUAAGAAACCAAAGGGCAAGAUGUCUGCUUACGCCUUCUUUGUGCAGACCUGCAGAGAGGAGCACAAGAAGAAGAACCCAGAGGUCCCUGUCAAUUUUGCAGAAUUUUCCAAGAAGUGCUCCGAGAGGUGGAAGACGAUGUCUGGGAAGGAGAAAUCGAAGUUUGACGAAAUGGCCAAGGCAGAUAAAUUGCGCUAUGACCGAGAGAUGAAAGAUUACGGACCUGCAAAGGGAGGCAAGAAGAAAAAGGACCCUAAUGCCCCCAAAAGACCACCGUCUGGAUUUUUCCUGUUUUGUUCAGAAUUCCGCCCCAAGAUCAAAUCCACCAGCCCUGGUAUCUCCAUUGGAGACGUGGCCAAAAAGCUGGGUGAGAUGUGGAAUAACUUGAGUGACAGUGAAAAGCAGCCCUACAUCACCAAGGCGGCGAAGCUGAAGGAGAAGUAUGAGAAGGAUGUGGCCGACUAUAAGUCUAAAGGAAAGUUCGAUGGUGCCAAGGGUCCUGCUAAAGUUUCCCGGAAAAAGGUAGAAGAGGAGGAUGAAGAGGAAGAGGAGGAAGAGGAGGAGGAGGAGGAGGAUGAAUAAAAAAACUGUUUCUCUGUCUCCUUGUGAGUCCCUUAGAGUAGGGGAGCGCCGUGACUGACCAUCUCUUAGGUUAAAUGCCAGCCGGAUUGCCAUCGUGUAGUCUCUCAAAAUGCUCCAGAAGUUGGCCACGGGGGUCUGGAGCACUGUGGAACUGUAUCAAAGCUGUACAUAUUUCCAAACAUUUUUAAACUGGAAAGGCACUCCAUGUUCUCGCUCUGUGCACUUUGCUGUUGGUGUGUAAAGGCGUUUGAAGAUGUCUCUGGCAUUUGUUUGUUUUUUUGUUUGUAAGGUGGUGUUGACUAUAUGGUUAUUGGCUAGAAACCUUUAGUUACCAACUGUACAUAUCUAGAGUUUGUAAAAAGAACAAAGCAAUCCAGGCAAACCCUCAAUGCCCCCUGCUUGGCACUGAGGGUGUGGGACAAAUGGUCCUGGGAGGGGACCGUAGAGCUGUUGUUGCUAUGGUGGCCGACCAGUUAGCUUCUGUAUAUAGAGUGAUCUAGCAUCCCACUGCCACCCUAGCUGGGGACAGAGAGGGUCAGCUGGCAUGAGAAGUGUUUGGAUUCAUUAUUGUUGCAUUUUUUUUAGUUAAAUGCGGUAGAUGGAAACUGUUUGCUUCCAAACAAAAACUGUGCAACUCUUCAUUUUCGGCAGAGAGCCAAUGAAGGUUCAAGAAACCUCUGUACUUAAACAGGAUUUGCAACGUUGUGUUAUUUUUUUUGUAUGUUUAGA
Molecule: messenger RNA, 1443 nt
Organism: Fukomys damarensis (Damara mole-rat)
Lineage: Eukaryota; Metazoa; Chordata; Mammalia; Rodentia; Bathyergidae
Gene: Hmgb3
Product: high mobility group box 3
Exons: 5
Coding region: 61-714 (217 amino acids)
Biological process (GO): regulation of transcription by RNA polymerase II
Cellular component (GO): nucleus
Molecular function (GO): DNA binding, bending
Source: RefSeq, a predicted model, not a curated record